Musa acuminata AAA Group (dessert banana) is the source of this 1266-nucleotide messenger RNA. RefSeq names its product zinc finger protein NUTCRACKER-like. Gene Ontology annotation, cellular component: nucleus. The coding region runs from base 103 to 573 and encodes 156 amino acids. Lineage: Eukaryota; Viridiplantae; Streptophyta; Magnoliopsida; Zingiberales; Musaceae. Gene Ontology annotation, molecular function: DNA-binding transcription factor activity. The transcript has a single exon. The record is from RefSeq and is a predicted model, not a curated record.
UAACCCUAAUGAACGCAAAAGAAGGAAGACGAGACCGGCAGGGCGCCCAGGCAUGCAUACACUGCAGAACUCCCUUGUCUUCUUCUUGUACUUGAGUGAUAUAUGUGCUGUCAGUGGAGAAUGUGGAGUUCGCUACCAUGGAUAACGAGAGAAGGUGUUGGUGGUGCAACAGAUCCCGAUGCAGAGGUGGUGGCGCUGCAGCCGGAGGAUCUGCUGGCGACGGGCCGAUACAUCUGCGAGGUGUGCGGGAAGGGAUUCCAGCGGGAUCAGAACCUGCAGCUGCACAUGCGCACCCACAACAUCAACUGGGAGCUCAAGAAGAGCGGCGGCACGCCGGCGCGACGCAAGGCCUACAUCUGCCCCGUGCCCACCUGCGUCUACAACGACCGGUCCCGCGCCCUCAGCGACAUCACCGGGAUCAAGAAGCACUUCAACAGGAAGCACGGGACCAAGAAUCUGAUAUGCCCUCAGUGCUCCAAGCCCUAUGCCGUGGAGGCGGAUCUCAAGGCCCACCUGAAGAACCACAUCCUGCGCGACCAUCAAUGCGAGUGCGGCAGUACCUUCUCCAGGUGAGCAUCAAUGGCUACACCAUUGAUUCAUCGGCCUAUUAGUUAUGAGCUCGUAUUAGGACACACGAACACUUCGCAUGUGGCAGAAAGAACAGCUACGAGGCGCACCGGGCAUUCUGCUGCAAGCUGUUAGAGGAGAGCAUGAAGCUGCCUUCUUCGGUCGCCGGAGAGCCGAGCACCAGGGCCGAUGUCGACGUCUUUGGCGGCAAUUUUGAACUUCCCGACAUGAACGAGCAACUGGUCUACACCAACAUCGGGUUUACUUCUCCCCAGGAAGCUCCCCUGCGAGUUGAAGCCACGGCAGAGCAGCCGAACGCGGUCUUGAAUGAUGACCGGGAUGCGCCAUCAGCUGGGCAGCUGAAUCGCUCUGUUGCCAUGCUUCCCGAUGACCCCGACUUCGUGGCAUCUCUCCCAGUGUGCCUAACUCGUCUUCUGAAGUCUCGCUACGAUGAGGUCUUGUGUAUGUACUCUUCUUCCGGCACUUACGGCGGCAUGGCUCAGGUGGCAUCACCACCGCUCGCGGCCAAUCACUCUUUCUCCAACGCAUCUCUCGACGAAUUAAGGGAGGAAAAUGGUCUGAAUGGGAAGUCCUCUACGUUUGAUUUCUUCGGUGGGUCAUCUUCUUCCUUCAUGGAUCAUGGAGCUCCAUCUACAGAGGAAUCACAGGGACUAGGACCUCAUCUUUCACUAUCAAACG